CUGGUUUCCUUGGCAGCGGGAGGGGGAGGAGCUUCGGGCUGACUCGCUCUGCCACAUAGUCACACAACACAUAGCCAUCUGAGCUAACGGCCAUAACGGCUUUAACAGGCCUUGUGGCCAUGGCUAAAGACCCAUUAGCCGAGGCAGGCUUUUAUUUUGAUGAACUCAACAAACUCCGGGUACUGGAGCCUGAUGUCAGCCAGAAGACCUCAGAGCUAAAGGAAGAAUGUAAAGAAUUUGUGGACAAAAUCAGCCAGUUUCAGAAGAUAGUGGGAGGUCUAAUCGAGCUGGUGGAUGAAUUGGCAAAAGAAGCAGAGACGGAAAAGAUGAAGGCAAUAGGAGCCAGAAACCUGCUGAAGUCAGUGGCAAAACAAAGAGAGGCUCAACAGCAGCAGCUUCAGGCUCUCAUAGCUGAAAAGAAGAUGCAACUUGAGAGAUAUCGUAUUGAGUACGAAGCCUUGUCCAAAGUGGAGUCAGAGCAGAACGAGUUUAUCGACCAGUUCAUUCUGCAGAAGUGAGGAUGUGACUGAGACAGCAGACAAAUGUACGACUUCUGCACAGCUGUGUUUCCAGAGUGCCUGUCCAGCCUUCUCUGGGCAAUGCCCACCUCAGAGAAUUACUCUGCUGCAACUGUUUUUCUGAAGCAAUCCCAAAGCUCCAACUUCAUCAUCCUCAAACAUCUCCACCUCCUUUGACCACCUCAUUUCUGACAUGCUUGUGUGUGUGAAAUAACAGCCAGCUGCCAACUGUAUGUGUUCCCACCGUAGUCAGCAGGUGUGGGGAUCUACGGUGUUGUACGCUUGAAUAUGUUUGGAACGUUACGUUCUGCUCACACCAAAUGUCUCAACAUCUCAGACCAACAUUAACGAAGAUGGAGCUAUUUAUACAAAGGAAUAUUAUUUAUACUAUUUAUACUGAAGAAUUACUCUGUAUAUCUAGUUUUAUUACUUUUUGUAUCACUUGAAAUACUGCAUGUGCAUGCAUCUGUAUAUACAUUUAGAUUUGAAAAGAUAGGAGCUGAUCCUAAUUUGAUGAUGUGUGUUGUUAUUUUUGCUUUUAUUUAAUUCUUCUGGUACAACCAGUCUGUGGGCACAGCACAUGAAGAAUAUACUGUCCUUUCUUCUUUCUAUCUGUUAUGUGUCAAAGUCUUUCAUGUACUAAUUAAGAUGGCAAACGGUUAUACUUGAAUAAAUACUGU
This is a messenger RNA of Epinephelus fuscoguttatus (brown-marbled grouper), 1198 nucleotides long. It is a transcript of the gene ift20, whose product is annotated as intraflagellar transport 20 homolog (Chlamydomonas). The transcript is spliced from 5 exons. Gene Ontology annotation, cellular component: intraciliary transport particle B; centrosome; Golgi apparatus. Lineage: Eukaryota; Metazoa; Chordata; Actinopteri; Perciformes; Serranidae. The record is from RefSeq and is a predicted model, not a curated record. Gene Ontology annotation, biological process: centrosome localization; intraciliary transport; protein localization to cilium. Bases 120 to 518 code for a protein of 132 amino acids.